AUGUGCGGCGGCAAAGGCAGAUACAGCUACGUGCUGGUGAAUGCGAAUUUGAUAGCGGGCUCCAAGGGCAGCAGCAGCAGCAGUAGCAGUAGCAGUAGCAGCGCUUCAUCGACAUCUUCAUCGCCGAGCGAUUCCGCCUCGCCGUCGGCUCAAUCUACGCCGGCACCGUCCGUCUCGCCGCAAGUCACGACGGUGGACGGCGUGGCACGAACCGUCACGAUUGUGCCGACGCAGACGGGCGACACCAACUCAUCGGGCAGCAACGACAGUGGAAUCAAGGUGCCGACCAUGCUGGGCAUCAUCUUCGGCUGCAUAGGCGGCGUCGCCGUCAUCGCCAUAGGCAUCAUCUGGUUCUUCUUCCGCCGGAAGCAGGAAGACGGCGACGCGGCUGCGAGCGUGAGCACUCCCGGCCGGUCUGGCGGCACCUCCAGGAGCUCCAUGGACAAUCUGUCCAACCCCUUCUCCGACUCGAGAGCUCACGGCCUGUACUCGUGGAGAAACAGGUCCGGCAGCUUGGAGUUUCUGCCGGAAAAGAGUACCACCCCUACGCUACGCGUGGCGAAUCCAGACCGCACGUAA
Molecule: messenger RNA, 579 nt
Organism: Metarhizium acridum CQMa 102
Lineage: Eukaryota; Fungi; Ascomycota; Sordariomycetes; Hypocreales; Clavicipitaceae
Source: RefSeq, a predicted model, not a curated record